Molecule: messenger RNA, 1071 nt
Organism: Coniophora puteana RWD-64-598 SS2
Lineage: Eukaryota; Fungi; Basidiomycota; Agaricomycetes; Boletales; Coniophoraceae
Product: mannitol-1-phosphate dehydrogenase MPDH1
Exons: 10
Coding region: 1-1071 (356 amino acids)
Molecular function (GO): oxidoreductase activity
Source: RefSeq, a predicted model, not a curated record
AUGUCCCAGAUCCCUGCCACACAACGCGCAGUUAGCGUUCACGCUUUUGGUGAACCCACAAAGCUUCGCAACGACCACCCCGUUCCAGACCCAUCCAGUCUCGCGCCGAACGAGUGCCUCGUCAAGCUCGAGACGGCAGGCGUGUGCCAGAGCGACCUCCACGCGCGCAACGGUGACUGGCUCAUCAAGCCGCCUAGGCUUCCAUUCAUUGGCGGACACGAGGGCGUCGGGAAGGUGGUCGCUAUUGGAAAGGGGGAACUCGUCGAGGAGGGCGGGGUGAAGAUGGGAGAUCGGGUGGGACUGAAGUGGAUUGCGACGGUGUGUAACAAGUGCGAGUUUUGUCGGAAGGGGAAUGAAUCCUCAUGCCCAAAGCGUCUGGUGAAUGGAUUCUCAACGGAUGGGACAUUCUGCGAGUAUAUCCGUACGUGGACAGACUACGUUACCCCCAUUCCGGAUGUUCUCUCGAGCGCAGCUGCUACACCUCUGCUCUGUGCUGGGUUGACGGUGUACAAGGGCCUCAAACACGCGAACUCUCUACCCGGAGAAUGGAUCGCCAUACCUGGGGCGGGCGGAGGACUCGGUCACAUCGCGAUCCAGUUGGCAAGGAACAUGGGUCUCCGAGUCUUAGCUAUCGACUCUGGCGAAGAGAAACACAAGUUAUGUAUGGACCUGGGUGCCGAGCAGUGGCUCGACUUUGCCCAGACAUCCAACAUUGUCGCUGAUGUACAGCGCUUGACAAAUGGCGGGCCGCGCACGGCGCUCGUUGCUGCCGGUGGAGCAAAGCCAUAUGAACAAGCACUUUUGUACCUCAAGCCGACGGGCACGCUGAUUGCAGUUGGGCUGGGCUCAGACGCAGUUAUGCAAGCGCCGUUUAUGGUGUGGGUUGGGAAGGAACUCAAACUGGUUGGUUCCGCGCUGGGAUCGAGGCAAGAUGCGAUUGAGGUGCUGGACCUGGCUGCGCAGGGCAAAGUCGUCGCUCACUACACGACGAGGAAGCUUGAGGACGUCGAGAGCGUUUUCGCAGAGCUCGCACAGGGCAAGGUUACCGGAAGAGUAGUACUCGAGAUUUAG